Messenger RNA from Vigna radiata var. radiata (mung bean), 1960 nucleotides. RefSeq names its product ABSCISIC ACID-INSENSITIVE 5-like protein 2. Gene Ontology annotation, molecular function: DNA-binding transcription factor activity. NCBI's taxonomy places the organism in Eukaryota, Viridiplantae, Streptophyta, Magnoliopsida, Fabales, Fabaceae. The transcript is spliced from 3 exons. The coding region runs from base 638 to 1588 and encodes 316 amino acids. Gene Ontology annotation, biological process: positive regulation of DNA-templated transcription. Gene Ontology annotation, cellular component: nucleus. The record is from RefSeq and is a predicted model, not a curated record.
AUAGUCUAUUCCUUCACCACUUUCCAAAAUUUCUUUAUUCAUUUCUAAAUUCUUCUUUUUCCCUUUGAAGGGAAACCUUAAUCAUUCUUUUGCUUCAGAUAAGCAAUGUUCUCUCAGAAUAUUCAACACUCUCAUUUUUCACACAAAAAACACUUCUUUCUACGCUCAGGGUCCUGCAGGAUCAAUUUUGGCCUUUUCUUCUAGGACACACGACAUAGUAGUGUGGUGAUGUAACAAAUAUCAUGACAUGCAUAUUUACUUCUAGCUUUUUCUCUGCUGUGGGUCUCUUCUGCAUCAUCAUUUUCUUUGAUUCCUAGUUCUAUUUCAUAUCUGAUCUGGGUCACCUUUUUCCUAUUCUGGGUCCGGUUUUCUCCCACCCCAUUUCACACUGCCUGCUUUCUGUUUGUUUCUUGUUUUCACCAAAUCUCAUAAUUCAAGACAAUCUCCUCUUCUUUUGUUUCUCCGGAUUCUAAUUUCGUGUCAAGUUCGUUCAUUUAGAUGUCGCGAUAAAUCACUGGAUAGACUCUUUACUUUUGGUUUUCAGGUGUCUCUGUCGCAAUUGAGUUGUGGAUUUGGGUUUUAUUUAUAUUUGGAAGCGAUGCAUGUAGACUUGUAGGGUGGUUUUGGGGUUAGGAUAAUGGGAUCUCAAGGUGGGGCAAUCCAGGAGCCAAAGAAUGGGUCUUUGGCAAGGCAAGGGUCUUUGUACAAUCUCACCCUUGACGAGGUGCACAACCAGCUUGGAAAUUUGGGGAAACCCUUAGGAAGCAUGAAUCUUGAUGAGCUGCUCAAGGGCGUGUGGACUGCAGAAUCUGGAACUGAUGCAUACAUGCAACAAGGUCAGGUAGUUUCUGCUGGAUCAUCUUUGAAUCCUCAAGGGAGUCUAACAUUGUGUGGGGAUCUUAGCAAGAAAACAAUUGAUGAGGUUUGGAGAGAUAUGCAACAGAAGAAGAGUGUUAGUCAUGAAAGAGAAAGACAGCCUACACUGGGUGAGAUGACCCUGGAGGAUUUCUUGGUGAAGGCUGGUGUGACUACUGAACCUUUCUCUAAUGAGGAUAGUUCCAUGGCCAUGCCAGGGGUUGAUUCCCAACACAACACAUCACAACAUGCUCAUUGGCUGCAAUACCAGCUCACUCCAGUGCAGGAGCCGCCACAACAACAACAUCAUCAACAUCAAAAUCAGCAGAAUACUAUGAUGCCGGGUUUUUCCGGUUUUAUGGCUGUUCAACAGCCUAUGCCGGUUGUGGUGAAUCCGGUUCUGGAUGCAGGAUACUCUGAAGCAAUGCCGUCUUCUUUGAUGGGUGCCUUAUCUGAUUCACAAUCUGCAGGUAGGAAAAGGGCUGCCUCAGGUAAUGUGGUUGAGAAAACUGUGGAGAGGAGGCAGAAGAGGAUGAUUAAAAAUAGGGAAUCAGCAGCUCGGUCCCGGGCUAGAAAGCAGGCAUACACACAAGAACUGGAGAUUAAAGUUUCUCGUUUAGAAGAAGAGAAUGAAAGGCUUAGAAGACAGAAUGAGAUAGAGAAGGUAUUGCCAAGUGCACCGCCACCAGACCCUAAGCAUCAGCUGCGCAGAACUAGUUCAGCUCCCCUUUGAUGGCUUCACUGCAAACCAGUUUCUACCAAACUUCCAUGCACUUCCAUAGAUCUCAUUUGCGACAUAUAUGUUUGGCACUCAAGUUUCCAACAUUUGGAAAUCUAUUUUUCUCUGGGAAGUGCUGCUAUUUAUUCUCCUCAGCAUGUCCCCUUGUAAGAGUGUUUUCCUAUAUGUACAUUUUCCAAUUUACUCUGCACUAUAAGCAUGCUUUAGUCUAAUUUUGAACACGAUAUAGCUUUAAUACCACUUCUAAGGACAAAACAUAGAUGUUGUAGUAUAGAUUAUUUGAUGUUGUUCUUCAGUUAAAUUUGAAGAUUUUAUGUAACUUGUGCUUUAGAAGGUCAUAUAAAGGUUGAUGCAUGUUAUUACUGA